AUGGGUGCUGUGGUUGGUGUUGUUGCUGUGGUGAGAAGAAUGGCUGUGGUUUUGUUGUUGUGGUUCGCAGGAGAAGUAAGCUCCGACGACUUCUCCGGCAAUGGCUGCAGAACAGUGGGGGAGAGGGAGAUGGGGGAGUUGGCUUUCACUGAUGAAGAGAUUAUUGCUCAUGUCAUUGGAGUGGAAGAACAAGAGAAUAUGAAAGUCGAAGGCGACAAUGAAAGUGUUGAUGUAGAACCUCAAUCUAUUGUUACUUGGACAGGGUUAGAAGAUUCAACAAUUUACCUCUUAGAUUCCGCAAUUGGAUGUCCGUUUGCUGAAAGUUUAAAUGCAAAUCUUCAAGGGGGUCCCCCUGAUCAGCAGCGUUUGAUUUUUGCUGGCAAGCAGCUCGAGGACGGGAGGACUCUUGCUGAUUAUAACAUCCAGAAAGAGUCCACACUCCAUUUGGUGGUGCGAUUGAGGGGAGGAAUGCAGAUUUUCGUCAAGACUCUGACUGGGAAGACUAUUACCUUGGAGGUGGAGACCUCAGAUACCAUUGAUAAUGUGAAGGCAAAGAUUCAGGAUAAGGAGGCUAUCCCACCAGACCAGCAGAGGCUGAUAUUUGCUGGCAAGCAGCUGGAGGAUGGUCGCACCCUUGCUGACUAUAACAUCCAGAAAGAUUCCACUCUUCAUCUGGUUCUUCGUCUCCGUGGUGGCUUUUGAGAAUUUAGUGCUUUGCUCGCUCUUAUAACUGUUGAUACUUGCUUCUGG
Molecule: messenger RNA, 750 nt
Organism: Lycium ferocissimum
Lineage: Eukaryota; Viridiplantae; Streptophyta; Magnoliopsida; Solanales; Solanaceae
Exons: 3
Coding region: 1-702 (233 amino acids)
Biological process (GO): modification-dependent protein catabolic process; protein ubiquitination
Cellular component (GO): nucleus; cytoplasm
Molecular function (GO): ubiquitin protein ligase binding; protein tag activity
Source: RefSeq, a predicted model, not a curated record